Strongyloides ratti is the source of this 2655-nucleotide messenger RNA. RefSeq names its product Rab3 GTPase-activating protein catalytic subunit. The transcript has 3 exons. Gene Ontology annotation, molecular function: GTPase activator activity. Bases 1 to 2655 code for a protein of 884 amino acids. The record is from RefSeq and is a predicted model, not a curated record. Gene Ontology annotation, biological process: positive regulation of GTPase activity. NCBI's taxonomy places the organism in Eukaryota, Metazoa, Nematoda, Chromadorea, Rhabditida, Strongyloididae.
AUGAAUUAUAAUAUUAAUGAAGAUAAAUUUUGUAUUGAGGAAAAAAAAAGUUUUUCUGAUAUUUUAGGGGUAUCAAUUAGUAAUGAUUCAAUAAAUUUUGAAAACAAUAAUUUUGAUGGUAUCUUUGAGAUGGAAGAUUUUACAAACCUGACACAAUUUGAAAGAAUAUGUUUUACUUUUGAGGUUAUCUUACGUAAAUGGAAUAUUCAUAAUAAAAAAGUUGUUAAUUUUAAUGAGGUUAACAUUAAAAAAUGUAGAUGGAUUAAAAAAAGUAGUAAAUUUGUAUUUAAAGAAAAAAAUUAUAUAAUAAAAUAUUAUUGUCCUGAAAUGAAUACAAAAUUAAAAUCUAUAAAUAAAUUAGAGUCAUUGGAUUGUUCAAAAAUUUUAAUGAAUAAAUUUUAUAAUAAUGUUCCAUCAUUUAUAAAUGAAUUUGGAAUUGUUGAGUGGCUUUUCAUAUGUCCCGAAUCAGAAAAAGAUAUUAUUUCAAAUAAGAAUGAUUUAAUUUUGUUGAUGUCAUGUCUGGAAAGUUGUGACGCAAAUUGCACUCUACCUUUCAUAGUACAAUUUGAUGCUUCCUCUAAACAUAUUUUUUAUGGCUUUCAAAAAAGUUCAUUUUCAAAGUAUGAAUUUAAGUCAUGUUAUCUAAAAACAACUAAAACAUACUUUAAGCUGCCUAUUGACAUAAAAAAUAUAUUUUUCGAAAAUUUUAAAUAUGAUACGGUAGAUAUACAUGAUAUUUUACAUACAUGUGAAAUUGAAUAUUCAUAUUUAAAGAAAAAAAACAAAAAUGACAAAUUUACUCCAUCAAACUUUUAUGACAGAAAUGAGUUUUUAAAUCAACUUUUUAAAAUUUUAAACUAUAAAAAUGAGACAGAGGAAAUUAAUAAUCUUAUAAAUGAAUUUAAAUUGUUUAUUCGUUUUGAUGGAAUGCCUUAUAAUGAUAAAGAUGAUUGGUUAAAAAAUGAAAAUGAUAUAUUGUUGAUGGAAAAAAAUUCAUCAAAAUGGUUUUGUCAGACUGAGUUUAAAAAUAUUGAUAGUCAAUUUUUGACAGGUAUCCUAAAACAAUAUUUAACUUUUUUUAAUACUUCAACACAUUUUAAUACAUCUAUUCAAGAUAUUUUAUUUAAUGUAAAUGAAAAGUUAAACAAAAAAAAAUUUACCAAUUCAAUAUUUUUUAGUGAAAGUAUAAAAAUAGAUUCCAAUGACCCAAUGGAUUUAUUAUUUAAGACAAUUACUAUUAAAGAGAUAAGAAAAUUUCAGGCAAUUAGUAAAGAAAUAAUUCAAACAAUAUUUAAUUAUGUUAAAAAUCCAUCAUCUAAAUUUAAUAAAAAUAAAUGUUAUGAUGAUGAAUAUUUAUUUAUUAAAAAAACUCUUAAAAAUAGCAAAACAGGACCUUCUUAUUCUAUUGUAGAAUUGAUAUCUCUUACUAUAGGUAUAAUUAUAUAUAAAGAAAAAAAUGGUAUUAUAUUUUCUUGUCUUUUAUGGAAUGAAUUUUUAAAUUUUUUACAACAUAAUUUUGAGAAUUGUAAAUAUUUACCUGGUAUAUCAAAAAAACAACAUCCAGAAUUUGGACAUUCAAUAUUUCAACAAAAUAUUGAACUAUUACAAUGUUGUAUUUAUUCAAGAAAAAAAUGGAAAACAUUAAAUGAUUAUCAGAUAAAAUAUGGUAGAGAUAUUAAAUCAGACAUACCACUUUACCACCAUCCAAAUGAAUAUAUUUUUAUUCCUGUUUUACAAGAUAAGAUACCACAAACAGAGGAAACUUUUUUAAGAGAGAUAGAAAAUUUUGUUGAGACAAAUUCAGAUGAAAGACACAUCAACCAAUUAUCAUUUUUAACAUCUGACAUGAGUGCUUUCAAAGCAGCUAAUCCUAAGUGUUGUUUUAAAGAUUUUAUUCGUUGGCACUCACCAAAUGAUUGGAUUUUAAAUAAUGAAAAUAAAAAAUAUGAACUUUCAAUUAGAAUGUCUGGAAAUGAUAAUAUAUGGAAAAAAACAUGGGAUAAAAGUAAACCAAUUUCUAUAUAUAAACAAAAAAAACAUUUUGACGAGAGUGAGGAAUGGAAAAAAACAAUUGAUAAAUUGAAAAAUUUGACAUUUGGUGAGAUGAUACAAUAUACACUUCCAAAUAUAUUUAAAAGUAUAAUACAAAUUUUAUUUGAUAAUUUUGAAAUAUUUUCAUUACAAAUUAAAAAAAAGUUUAGAAAACUUUCAAUAACCUUUUGUCAAUGUACAUUUCAAAUAGGUAAAGUAGAGGUAUAUCAAAAUAUUUUAAAUGAAAUAAAUUAUAUAGAAAAAUAUAUUGAAAAAGAUUAUCAUUUAAGAAGAUAUUUUUUUAAUUAUUUUAUUAAUGAAAAAGAUAUAUCAUAUAUUGAAUAUUUAAUAAUGGGAAUGGCAGAAAAUGGAAUUAUUAAAAUUGAAAAUAAUAAACGUAAUCUAAUAAAAUAUUUAAUAGAGAAAAUAUUUUAUGACCAAAAUGAUAAUUUUUGUUUUAGUAGGCAAAUUCCAACUUCUAAACGUUAUAUUUUUUCUUUUUAUGAUGCUAGAAUUUAUGUAUCAUUUUCAGGAGAUGAAACAAGAAUUUAUUCAAAAAUGCCAAAUUCAUAUAUUAAUAUUAAAAAAUUAGAAGACAAUUUAAAUAAAAACCAAUAUCCGUAA